Messenger RNA from Bemisia tabaci, 2196 nucleotides. Its product is annotated as KICSTOR subunit 2. The record is from RefSeq and is a predicted model, not a curated record. Gene Ontology annotation, biological process: cellular response to glucose starvation; negative regulation of TORC1 signaling; protein localization to lysosome. Lineage: Eukaryota; Metazoa; Arthropoda; Insecta; Hemiptera; Aleyrodidae. Gene Ontology annotation, cellular component: KICSTOR complex.
GUUUACGUCUUUUUGUUUAUGAUAAGAAAAAAUGAAAUCGUCCCAAUAAUGUGUCAUUAAAUCAAAGGAAAUGAAAGUGUAAUCAAAGAAAUAUAGCUUCAGGAGAGUGAGAUUGAUUCUUUGUAGUGUUCCUCCAAUAUUUGCCUAAGUGUCAAAGUUUUAAAGUAGUUCAAAAACGAAGAACUUGUUUAGUUCAGUCAGGAGUUCACUUUCCAUCAUAGAUAGCGUUUUUCCAUUCUGUGACAUUGCAUUUGCACUUACGAUGCGUUUUGAUGUAUUAGUGAGGUAACAAGAUAUGACAUUUUAAAUCAAUCAAUGUAAAAUCCUCUAGCUAAUUUUUCAAAAGCAUGGUUCAGAGCUCAACUUUGCAGCUGCCGAAAUGGAUUUCUUCGCUGAAUUCAUCGCCACUUUCUUCUCGUACACUGCUCAACUCAGCUUUGAGAGAGCUAGAGAGCUUUUGGAAAAGGAGAGAGAAUUAAAUCGGUCCAACUCUAUGAAACAAUUCAGCGUUAUCCUUGGAAAUUUCAUUGUUGCUGAAAAGUCUUACUUUGAACUUGGAUUUCUCUCAGCUAAGAAUAAGAUUUUUUUAAGGAAGGAUAAUUCUCUGAGAUCUGUGUAUGAAUCACUGCGGACAGAUCUCCAUCGCUUAGAAGAAGGGAAUGCAUCAGAGUCUGUUAUUGGUGUCAUUUCAAAUCAGCUCUGUCAAUAUCUUACUGCCCGCGUCCAACUAGUUGAGUUAUAUGAACGAAUGUAUUCUGUUAGCACCAGUAACAAGCAUAUUAAAUUUGAUGAGCUUUCAGCGCAGGUAGCAGCGAUUGCAGAUGCACAUGCAUAUUCAUUCUCAGAUGUUUUACUGUCACCAAUCAAAGCUUCUUGGAGCUUUGAAUGUGAGGUCUUGAAACAGUUAUUGGCGGCGCAGCAAGAGCUACAAAAUUGGCUCUUUGUUCCUGCUUUAAGCCAUCUCAACACCGCUCAUACGCAUCUUGCUGCUUGGGAGAAAACUUUUCACAGCCGAGAGUCUUGGAAGCUAGCCUUUGGAGCAUCAUUUCUGAAAGGAAACAGCCAGCCUGCCUUAUUCCAAUGGCUAACCAAGUUCAAAAUUAUCACUGUGAACAAGUAUUCGUUAUAUUUUUAUCGUGUCCUGGCUCAACAAACAUCGCUUGGAGAGUUACGGACCAUUUGCAGCAAACACAAUAUAGAUUAUUUCCACAAGUUUCAAAGCCUACAAAAGAGGAUUGAUGCAACUUCAGUCAUGCUAGUAUUUGACCCCAGAGGCCUGAAAAACUGGAAUGGUCCUGGUUAUAAAUUUCCUUCCGAAGAAACAGAGCCUCGCAAUGGUUUAAUCGUCAUUGUCCACUAUCCAUCUAAGUUGAAUGACCGAUUGGCUACCAUUGAAAAAAUUUUAUCUGAAAAGUCUUCAGAGUUGUCGUGUAUUGACAAAGUGGUGACAUGCUAUAGUUCAAAAGAAGGAUACACAUUUUUCAUGAUGAGUAUAGACCCACGCAUCACCCUAGUAGCUAUUUUUGACUCCAAGAGAGAGGACCGAGAAACUGUAAUCUGCAAUUACAUGGCUGACUUUUCCAUUCUACUCAGGUUUAAUAGGCUUUUUGCCAACUUGAAAAUAAGCAAAAUGUGAUAUUCCUAUCAGAACUAAUUUUUAUGACUUGUUUUUAUGACGUGACAGUUACCUUCCUCUGUUAAUGAACUAACUUUGUUUUAAUUUCUUUCUAAUGUGUUCUCCCUUUUCUAUCAUUAUAUCCAUUUGUCUCUUCAAGGAAAUUACUGAAAAUGAGAACCUUUAUCUACUUAAGGUGUUUAUCUGUGAUGCUUCUUUUAUAAUAAAAUGUGGUCAUAUUGUGAAGUCCUUAACAGGAUCGCACCAAGCAGAAAUGAACCAAGCCAAAGCGGCUAUUGUAUAAUUUAAUUGGGCAGUUUCAUUUUUUACAUGAAAAGGGUUUUGCAAAUUUUUGUGCAAAUUUCAGUGACUUUUCUACAUGGCCUGAAUUCUCUAAAAUUUUCAUAAGAAUCCACAGGAACAUUCUUAUGUAAAAAAAAAUUGAAUUGCCCAGCUGAAUUUGGCGAUAGCUGAUGUGGCUUGGUUCCUUUCUGCUAAACAUGGUCCAAUUGUUGGUUCAAGCACGGAACAUUUUUUACAGAAUAUUUAAGAAUAAAUUUUAUACGUUCAAUGUUUUGAAA